ACCGGCGUAAGCUCUGCGAUAAACAUCAUCACAUCACCGUAUAGUAUUACACAUACUCUCUCUCCCAGGAAACACCAAAACUAAUACAAGUGGGAAACCAUUCAUUAUAUAUAAUAUUAAAUCAUUAAAAUACAAACAAAACUAUCUUUCUUUCUCUCUCUCUCUCUCCCUCGUAUAAUAAUCAAUAUAUAUAUAUUCUAAAAUAAAUUAUCAACCAAACCUUAAAUCUCUUGUGAAGGUUUGAGAGAAAUCACAUUUCUCAGAACCAAAAAAAAAAAAAAAAAAAGAAAAAAAGAAAGAAAAGCUAUGCCUUCCUCACUCCAACUCCACAGAAUCAACCCCAGAAACCCGACCGUGAUCGGAUGCCAGAAUAAGCAAUCCCACAUCGUUCCCGCAGCAAAGUAUUUCGCAGUUCCGGAAUCGGUGGCUGACCACCACGCCCACUCGGUGGGACCCAACCAGUGCUGCUCGAGCGUGGUCCAAGCGAUCGAUGCGGCUGUGGAGACUGUAUGGUCCGUGGUGAGACGGUUCGAUAACCCACAGGCCUACAAACACUUUCUCAAGAGCUGCCACGUCAUCGACGGUGAUGGCAACGUGGGCACCCUCCGCGAGGUCCACGUGGUUUCGGGCCUUCCUGCCGAGUCGAGCAGGGAGAGGUUGGAGAUACUUGACGACGAGCGCCACGUGUUGAGCUUCAGCGUCGUGGGAGGGGAUCACCGUCUCAAUAACUACCGAUCCGUCACCACACUUCAUCCUUCGGCCAAUGGGACGGGGACAGUUGUCGUCGAAUCAUACGUCGUUGACGUACCACAAGGUAACACUAAGGAGGAGACCUGCGUUUUUGUAGACACCAUUGUACGUUGUAAUCUUCAGUCGCUUGCUCAGAUCGCCGAAAAACAUGGCCAACCCAAAAUGUCAUAACAAUCUUUCAUAAUUAAUACAUAUAUAUAUAAAUAUAAAUUUCAUUCUUUUCUUUUUUAUUUUGAAAUUUCCAUGCUAUAUGGGUUGUUUUUCGUCUGUAUUACAGAUUAUCAUGAUGAUGAUGAUAUAUAUAUCAUCAUUCAUUAUCAUUACCCGUUUUGGAGAUUUGUUAAGAGUUUUUUUGUUAACUAGCAGCUAGGGUUUUUUCUGAUGAUCAGAGAAGCUUGAUGAUCUUUGUAGAUUUCUCAUGGGGUAGAAAUGGUUGGAGGUGAUGGGAGUAUAAUUUUGUGUAUAUGUUUAAUUAUAACUUGUUAUACUUUACCAUCAAAACCCCUUUUAUUAUAUAUUUUAUAUAUAUCAUUGAGAUAUUGUUUUUACAUUUA
This is a messenger RNA of Cannabis sativa, 1304 nucleotides long. Its product is annotated as abscisic acid receptor PYL4. The record is from RefSeq and is a predicted model, not a curated record. Gene Ontology annotation, biological process: abscisic acid-activated signaling pathway. The transcript has a single exon. Lineage: Eukaryota; Viridiplantae; Streptophyta; Magnoliopsida; Rosales; Cannabaceae. Gene Ontology annotation, molecular function: abscisic acid binding; protein phosphatase inhibitor activity; signaling receptor activity. The coding region runs from base 307 to 921 and encodes 204 amino acids. Gene Ontology annotation, cellular component: cytoplasm; nucleus.